Molecule: messenger RNA, 4119 nt
Organism: Sarcophilus harrisii (Tasmanian devil)
Lineage: Eukaryota; Metazoa; Chordata; Mammalia; Dasyuromorphia; Dasyuridae
Product: C-X-C chemokine receptor type 2
Exons: 2
Coding region: 2143-3216 (357 amino acids)
Biological process (GO): immune response; G protein-coupled receptor signaling pathway; neutrophil chemotaxis
Cellular component (GO): membrane
Molecular function (GO): C-X-C chemokine receptor activity
Source: RefSeq, a predicted model, not a curated record
UCUUCUGGGAAGUAAGGAGAGAAGGUUUCUCCAACAGAGAAACUCUUUCAGAUGAAAGAUGUCCCCAGAUCAUUCUGUCAUCCCUUUGUCUUGGGGAAGAGCCAUUCUUCAGCUCUCAGCUAAACUGAGAAUUCAGCCAAAAAAAAGUAGACUUGAUCUGAAAAAUUACAAGAAAUCAAGACCGCCUUAAUUUGACACACUUCCUUUAGAAAAUGCUUGCUGACAUUUGCCCAGAAUUAACUUUUCUCUUCUUACUUUAUCCUUAAAAUAGUAAGAAAAUGACCAGUUGCAUACUGGAUUUCUAGUCAGAAGACCUGAAUUUGACUUUCAAUGCUAACAGUUAGCAUGUGGCUUUGGGACACUAACAUCAGUUUUUUGAAACCUAUUUUGCACAUUUCUACAAUGAUAUUAGAUAGACUCUAAGACCCUUUCCAGUUUUACAAAUACAAUCUAUUUUUCCUAAACACUACUGAUUUACAGAAGAAGUCAAAUAGAGGGUUUAUGCUGCUUAGAAAUCAAAGGAAAUCCUACAGUAACCCCAAGGGAAAGCAGAAAGUAGAACCACUGAGAAGGUUAAUGUCCUGUGGUUCUGUACUAUAAGUGUAGAUAAAGUCAUCCCUUAUAAUCUAAGGGACUAUUGGAAGGAACGGUACUCUCUUCUCACCUCUGCCAAACUUUUUUAAAUAAGUGAAAUUGGGUCAAAAUGAACACCAAAGGCAUCCUUGGAAGAAAAAAGAUGUCUGUGUGGAAAUGGAAAGGGUGAGUCUCACUAAUUUUUAUCCCUGUGGUGGGAAAGGCAUGGAAGGUUAGCAUAGUUAUAGGCUGAUUAUACAUAAAAAAGCCUCAGCUUUUUGAAAUAUCAGCUGACCUGAAUCCAUUUCUUUCAGUCCUGGUGAGAUAAAUACAGAGGUGGAAAGGCAAAGCUGAAGGUUUAGCAUACCUCAAUAUAACAGCUAAUAUUUCAAAGUGUGAUAAAGGACCCCAAAGGGCCCUUGAGACCUUUUCAGAGAGUCCUUGAGUUUAGAUAUAUUCUCACAAUAAUAUUAAGAUGUUUUAAAUUCUUAUGUGGUAAGUACCGAUAGAUAUAAUUCACAUAAAUAAAAGUUAUUUUAGGGUCUUCGGUUUUUAAGAGUAUAAAUAAAGUGGUCUUGAAACCACAACAUUUAAGAACCCCUACCCCAAUCACAGCAUAUGACCCUGGACUCUGCUUUUGGAGGAGAAUUCUAAAUGGUUUUAUUGCAAAUAGUCUCUGGUGUUUCUCUGAGCCUAGAAUUGUAGAAAGCAUAAGGAAAGGAAAAAAAUUUUGAGGAGCAACUCAUAUGGCUAAACUUGUUUUUAUCCUUUCUGCUGUGAUGAUUUUUAACACAAUAGAAGGCAUAGCCAAUAACAUUUGUUCAAGUGUACAAAAUAUUAUUAUGUUCUUAACUUGGUAGGCUUAUAAUUUGCCCCUUUUUAUUAAAUAUUACUUAUUACCAGAAUUAGAAGACUGAAAUAGGGCUGGUAAAUUGCUGUGGUACCAUAUUUUUCAGAACCAAUACUUAUGUAACUAAGAGGAGUACAAGUUCAGAGCAGAUGAUUGGUGAAUGAGGUUCUUUAUGAAGCAGAAUGACUCAUUAAUAACUCCAGAAUGGGUCGUUUAAAAGAGCUUUAAGAUGGAACAUGGAUCUUGGGGGUCUCUUGGAGCAGAGGUUGAAGCUAAAAAAGAUGUCUUUAGAAAGACCAACAUCUGGACUUAACAGAUAUUCCAGCCUUAUCUUGGCUAUCUUUAUGAAAUAUUGGCUCCCAGCGAAAACAAAGAGAAUUGUAGAAAAGCUGGAUUGAGGGAGACAGGUGGCAGAUAAGCUGUUUAUCCCCAGAUUUGGGAGAAUGAGGUAACCAGAAGGGUACAGGAUUUAGGGUAAAUGGAGAAAUUUUGAGAAAGAGGAAGCUGAAGUUUUCUGGGGAAAGCUACACUGCCUAUUAAUUCAAAUAAGCUAUUAAAAAUAUCCUGCGCCCUCUGGGAAAUCCACUUCUGGUUGAACAGCUUCAUCUGCCAAGUACCUCCCCCUUAUGGUUUUCUAGUACCUCCACCCUUUCACUGGUCAUACCUACCUUUCAGAAGCUGGCACAAACUGGAAAACCAUCUGGCUGGCUGUCUAAAAUAUGGUUGAGUUUAUUUCAGAUGAAAUACUCGAUUUGGUUUAUGAUGAAUCAAAUUUUUCUGGAUACAGUACAUACCUGCCACCUGAGUCUGACGAUGCAGCACCCUGUCCCCCAGGGAGCUGGAAUCUCAACAAGUACUUUAUCAUCAUAAUAUACAUCUUCGUGUUCUUGCUAAGUUUGCUGGGAAAUUCAUUGGUGUUGCUUGUCAUCCUCUACAACCGGCUCAACCGUUCAGUCACGGAUAUCUACCUGCUCAACCUGGCCAUAGCUGACCUGCUCUUUGCCCUGUCACUGCCCAUCUGGGCUGCCUCCAAGGUGCAAGGAUGGAUCUAUGGCACACCUCUUUGCAAGCUUGUCUCCCUUCUGAAGGAAGUCAACUUCUAUAGUGGCAUUCUGCUGCUGGCCUGCAUCAGUAUAGACCGCUACCUAGCCAUAGUCCAUGCUACCCGUGCUUUGACUCAGAAACGCCACUGGGUAAAGUUCAUCUGUAUGGGCAUCUGGGUUCUGUCCUUGCUCCUGUCCAUGCCCAUUGUUCUCUUCCGUGAGAAACUACAGUCAAAAGAUUAUGGCUAUGUCUGUUAUGAGAACUUUGGCAAAAGUACUGAAAAAGGGCGUCUGAUACUGAGGAUCCUGACCCAGUUCUGUGGCUUUGUCCUGCCCCUAGUGGUCAUGCUCUUCUGCUACGGCUUCACUAUGCGCACCCUUUUUGAGGCGCACAUGGGGCAGAAGCAUCGGGCCAUGAGGGUCAUCUUUGCUGUAGUGCUUGUGUUCUUACUUUGCUGGCUGCCUUACAAUCUGGUGCUGGUCACUGACACCCUCCUGAGGACCCACCUAAUUGAGGACUCUUGUUCACGAAGAGAGGCGAUUGAACAGGCCAUAAAUGUCACUGAGGUACUGGGCUUCCUCCAUAGCUGCCUCAACCCCAUUAUCUAUGCCUUCAUUGGACAUAAAUUUCGAUAUAGCUUUCUCAAAAUCCUUGCUGCCCAUGGUAUGGUCAGCAAAGAGUUCUUAGCCCAGCACACCAAGCCCUCAGUCCAUGGUUCCUCCUCUGGAAAUACCUCUACCACUCUUUGAAAACCUUUCUUUUCCAGAUUUUAUGAGUUUUUCACUGUCCUUUGUCUUUCUCACAAUAAUCUCCAAAACUUCACUCUUGAAUGAGUUAGUUUCUCCUUUUCCAUGCAUGUCUCCACCACCAUGUGGAAAGGAAAGAAAGUGAGAACCCUAUUUAAGAAUACCACUUCAACUGGAUGAUACACGAAUUGCAUCUACCUCUACAAGUAUCUUGAACUCUUGGAUUGCAGUUGCCAUAUUUUUUUUUAAUUUUUUGCUGAGGAACUUGGGGCUAAGUGAUUUGCCCAGGGUCACACACCUAGGAAAUAUAUUAAGUGGCUGAGGUCAAAUUUGAACUCAGGUUCUCCUGACUUCUACAGUUGCCAUAUUAAUAGGACAGCUCCUAUUAUUCAACUCCCUUAGCUCACAGCAUGAUUUCUUGAGACUUUAAAGCCUAGAUCCCAUUUAGGGUACCUAUUGUGAUUCUACAGCAGAAAAGGGGUAUGGGGUGGGACCAGGGGAAGUAUCAGAUUUUAUAAAUCAGUCUCUUUUCAUAUAUUCUCUUGACUAUCAUUGGAGACAGCUAGAUGAAUCAGUGGAUAAGAGUGCUGAAGUUUAAAUCUGGCCUCAGAUACACACUACCUGUGUAAUCCUCAGCAAGUUACUUUACCUCUUAAUCCACUGGAGAAGAAAAUGGCAAACCAUUCCAGUAUCUUUGGCAAGAAAACCCCAUACUGGGUCACAAAAAAAGUUUGACAUAACUGAAAGCCUGAAAAACAACAAUUGUGUCUAUCAAAAACCUGAAAAUGGGAGAGAGAAAUUAAACUUGAAGAUGGACUUCUAGUCAGUCACUUGCAAAGAUAGUCCUGAUUCCUAGUUUCGCUCUUGGACUUGUUCUGCUGAAAAUAAAUUUUAUUAGGAAAAGUC